Molecule: messenger RNA, 1680 nt
Organism: Rhododendron vialii
Lineage: Eukaryota; Viridiplantae; Streptophyta; Magnoliopsida; Ericales; Ericaceae
Product: ricin B-like lectin EULS3
Exons: 4
Coding region: 294-1406 (370 amino acids)
Source: RefSeq, a predicted model, not a curated record
GUUGUCAUUUGCCCGAAAAUUUCCAAUUAGUGGCGGAAUUGGGCCAAAAGGGGAAUAUUAGUCCUGCAAAAACUCUGGCCACUCAUUCUGCUCUUCUUUGAUUCCACUCUCCACAGUCCACACCAGGGAGGCAGCGACGCCGCCCACUCCCGCACUCCGCCCACGCCGACGUCCACUCCUCCUCCCGCCGACGAUCGAUCCACACGGCAGUCCACUCCUCCUCUCGCCGACGAUCGACCCACACCCACAGUGGUACCACUGGGCUUGACAAUAGCUGAGCUUGGACAUUGAAAAUGGAAGGAUAUCCGUUCGGGCAUCAUCAUCAUCAUGAACAUCACAAUCCCAGGGAUGGAGAAGAAUACCCACCACCAGCGCCUCCUCCUAGCUUCAGAGAUGAUGGACCUCCACCUCCUCCUAGCUUCAGAGAUGAUGGACCUCCACCUCCUCCGCCGCCUUCAUAUUACGGAGACUAUGAUCCACCACCACCACCGCAAGUAAACCCCCAUCAUCCUGCGUAUCACAGUGGAAGUGGAGGCGGAGGAUCGUAUGAUGCCCCCCCGAUCUCAGAUUUUCAUUCUCAACCACCACCAUCCCAGAACUUCAAUUAUUCGUCAUCGGGUCACGGUUACCCUUCCCAACAACCUGCAGAUCGGACUGAGUAUACUACGGUGGUCCAUCAUGAACGUGUCGAAUCGGAAGGGCAUCACUCCUAUCGCCCUCAUCUCCCAUCGUUCCUUCACCACCAUGAACAUCAACAGGGCUCUGCCGCUGGUAAGCCUACUGUUAGGGUCUUCACCAAGGCCGAGGCUAAUUAUUCUCUCACUGUCCGUGACGGAAAGGUCAUUCUUGCCCCUUCCAACCCCUCCGAUCCCUUCCAACACUGGAUCAAGGAUGAGAAGUACAGCACAAAAGUCAAGGACGAAGAGGGCUUUCCCAGCUUUGCUCUAGUGAAUAAGGCCACUGGUCAGGCCAUGAAGCACUCUAUUGGCGCUACUCACCCUGUGCAGCUGAUACCUUAUAAUCCAGAUGUUCUCGAUGAGUCGGUAUUGUGGACGGAGAGCAAGGACUUGGGUGACAGUUAUAGAACUGUGAGAAUGGUUAAUAACAUUCGCCUCAAUGUUGAUGCUCUUAAUGGUGAUAAAAACCAUGGAGGCGUUCGCGAAGGCACUACUGUUGUUCUUUGGGAAUGGAAGAAAGGAGACAAUCAGCGGUGGAAGAUCAUUCCCUACUGUAAGUCAUUGAACCUCUUUUCCUCAUUCGUGGAUUAUAUCUGCCGUUCAGGGAGCCUCUCAUUUGUCUUUUGCUAUUUGAUCUCUUUCUGGAUGUCCUUUUUGCAGGAUGUUGUGGAGUUCCAAGUAUGGAAGCUCAGUUGCAAUCUAUAUGGAAGACUUCAUAGAAUAUGCUAGUGUACUCUUCAUGAGUAGUUUGUGUGUUUCUAUCUAUGCUGUUUGGAAAUCUUUGUUGGUGAUGAUUCUUCUGCUACCGUUAUUAGGUACUUGGUUUUGGUUUGUUGUGUGCUCUCUCUUGGGCGAUGGUUUGUUGUGUGCUCUCUGUUGGGUGAUGGUUUGUUGUGUGCUCUCUCUUGGCUUUCCCAACUGCCAAAAGAUAAAUUUAAGUAAAGUGGAGUUGGAAACAUAUUUCGAUUGCCAUCAUUGAAUGUAUAAUAUUAAGUUGUGGAAA